AGUCACGUGAAUGCACAUGUAUGAUUUGAAUGCUGUAUGUAUAGCUGUAAGCGACCAAUGUUUCUUUAUUCAUCUCUGAAUCAGUGAGGUCGUUUUAAACUGCGCUGGUUUAACGGAACAAUAUAGAUAACGGUUAUUACCAGCGUGUGGAGGUUUAAUAUUUUAAGAAUUUGCUGAGGCCUCUUCCAUCAACAAUGUCGACACAAAAGUCAAGUCUACCUGAUGAGAACCUGCAAGGCUCUUGGGUGGAGCUGCACUUUAACAAUGGAGGAAAUGGAGGAGCUCCUAAAGCGGCAGGGGAGGAACAGGCUCCCUCAGGAGACCUGGAGAAGAUGUUACUGGAUGCUCAGCACGAGUCUGGCAGAAGCAGCUCCAGAGGGAGUUUACCCUGUGACAGUCCUCCGAGAUCUCAGACUCCUUUGCACUUGAGAAGAGGCUCAGAGGUUCACAGUUCUGGAGAAAAGAACAGUUCACAGUCGGAUGAGGACUACCUGGAGAGGAGGAGAGAGGUUGACAACCUGAUGAAGAAAAAUGCAGACUGGAUAUGGGACUGGUCAAGUCGACCAGAAAACAUGCCACCAAAAGAGUUCUUGCUAAAGCAGCCAAAACGCUCCAGCACUCUGAGCAUCAGGAACACCAGUGUUAUGAAGAAAGGAGGAAUCUUCUCUGCCGAGUUCCUCAAAGUCAUCCUUCCAUCUCUCAUCAUCUCUCACAUUCUUGCCGUGGGGCUUGGAGUAUACAUCGGAAAGCGCAUAACUACCUCUUCCAGCACGUUCUGAGGGAACCACCACAUCAUUCAUCGUCAUCACUGCUGCUUAGUCCUGAAUCAAUGUUUCAGUAGAGCCAGUAGUUCAGGAGUGCAAGCCAGUUCCUCAGCCAUUCUCUGUGCUGCACUGCCUCCAUUCCCCCUCGUGUAUUCCUCCAGCUCACGCACUGCUUCGAACAUCCAGCCUGCACUGUCGUCACAGGAGUGAGGACGUUUAUGUUUCCAGCCAGAGAAUAAGUAGUGACAUUCAUGCAUCCUCUCCAUCUAAAUCAUUACCUGUGCAGAGAUAUAGAAUCUGUUUAUGUAAUGUAGGGAGAAAUAAUGUGAAACGUUUGCAGGAGAGAGAAAUCGAGAGACAUGCUGGAUUCAAAAUCAAAUCAAAUACUGAUUAUUUACAGUUAUCAGUACUGUUAGAGUGCACAGAAUAAUAAUCCUAAUCUUCAUCCUGGGUCAGUGUAGUCAUCAGUAGUGCCACUCAAUGUGAAAAUUGUUGAAGAUUGUUUAAAAUAAUGAAUACAUGACGACUCAUUGCUUUAUAGGGUUGCACACAUUGCUGUAGAUAAACCUGUAUCCGAUUUAAAACUACUAUCAGAAUAAAACUUGAGAUCACAUAUCGGGCAUUUGUUAAAAACAGACUUUUGCUGUUGAUUUAAAUGAGAAUAAUGUUUUUAUAGACCAUGAACACCAGUGCAUGGCUAUGCAUCAUACCUACAUGGGCAGCACGGUGGCUCGAUGAGUAGCAUUUUUGCCUCAGAGCUUCCCAAGUGGAGUGGUCCAGGUCCUUUCUGUGUGGAGUUUGCAUGUUUCCCUCUUUUCUGUGUGGGUUUCCUCCAGGGGUUCCGGUUUCUUUACACAGUCCAGAGACAUGCAAGUGAGGUGAAUUGGAAAUACAAAAUUGCCUGCGAUGGUGUUUGACAUUAAACUUGAACUUGAAUCAUGUGUAACCUGUAACUACCUGUUCUGUCAUGAUUGUAACCAAAGUGUAAAACGUGACAUUAAAAUCCUAAUGAACAACAA
Molecule: messenger RNA, 1783 nt
Organism: Trichomycterus rosablanca
Lineage: Eukaryota; Metazoa; Chordata; Actinopteri; Siluriformes; Trichomycteridae
Gene: bnip3
Product: BCL2 interacting protein 3
Exons: 6
Coding region: 195-779 (194 amino acids)
Biological process (GO): positive regulation of apoptotic process; mitochondrial outer membrane permeabilization
Cellular component (GO): mitochondrial outer membrane; nuclear envelope; mitochondrial envelope
Source: RefSeq, a predicted model, not a curated record